AAGCGCUGGGAUUCCUCUGUGGAUGCUUUUAGAGCCGUCUUUGGUGAAGCCAUCUCUCGAGAUGAUGCUGUAGCCCAAUGGAAUACCCUUACCCACACCGCCCGAGGAGGAAUAGACCUCUUCCUGAAUACUAUCAUUCAGCUGAUGUGGAAGACUGGCUAUGAGGGUCAGUUGGUGGAUGAUAAGAUCAACAAUUCCCUCCUUGCGGACCUAGGCAUGAGUUGGGCUCUUUUCAAUCCCAAGCCAAAGUCCCUGAUGGAGCGGAUAGCUGCUCUUAGAGAGUUAGGGCACACUCAUGAGAGGUACCAAGGGAUGGCAGCUGAGAAGGCGCCCCCUCGGACCAAGAAGGAUCCUACCGCUCAGAAGGACCAGCAGCCUAAGAGGAAAAGAGAAGCUGCAAGCUCCUCCGGAUCUCAGAAGACUCCUGGACCUAAGGACAAAGCGGUGGAACUGAAGGGUAUCCCGGGGGAUAUUCUAGAAGAAAGAAGGAAAGCAGAAGUAUGCUUGAAG
This is a messenger RNA of Morchella sextelata, 510 nucleotides long. RefSeq lists its product as uncharacterized. Lineage: Eukaryota; Fungi; Ascomycota; Pezizomycetes; Pezizales; Morchellaceae. The transcript has a single exon. The annotation marks the transcript as partial. The record is from RefSeq and is a predicted model, not a curated record.